Guillardia theta CCMP2712 is the source of this 1473-nucleotide messenger RNA. RefSeq lists its product as hypothetical. The record is from RefSeq and is a predicted model, not a curated record. The transcript is spliced from 6 exons. The coding region runs from base 1 to 1473 and encodes 490 amino acids. NCBI's taxonomy places the organism in Eukaryota, Cryptophyceae, Pyrenomonadales, Geminigeraceae.
AUGCGCGGGGUGGCGAUGGUGUCGAUAGGGAUGCUGAUUGCGAUAGAGGUUGGAGGUUUCAUGGCACUUGCUGCAGCCACUGCCAGUCAUGCGUCCCCUCUGUUCCUCGCUCCACCUUCGUCACCUCCGUUCAAAGCUCAUAAUGGCUUCAAUUUCCGGGAGAGAAUGCUGAAACAUCCGCUUUACAGCGCGUGCAAAACUGAGGGUGGAGAAGAUUCUUCAAAGAGAUUCCUGGGUUCGAGGAGGCUUGCACUGAUUCGAAAUGGCUUCAGAAAAGGGACCAUGCCCCUGGACCCGCAGGUUCGUUUCCUGGGAUCGAGAAGACUUGCCUUUAUCAUUCGAAACCUUUUGAAACCGCAGUACAUCGACGCUGUCAGAGAGAAUCAGACAGGGCGAAUUGCGUUGGCAUCGAAGGAAUUUGAGGUUCAAAUGGUCGAACUCAAGAAGGACACUGAAAUUGAAGAUCAGACAUCUGUUCAGAUACUUGAAGCACCCCCGGACAUAGUGCGCUCCUUCUCAUUGGGAGGGGAGCAUAAGUUCCAGCAAGCAAGGGAAGAGAUUUACAGCCUAGCUAUUCCCGUGUUCCUGGAACAGAUUUCAAAGCUUGAAGAGGUUUCUUCGUGCGAUGAAGUGAAAGGGCCGCUAGACAACACAACAUCCGAAGUCUAUCUGGCAUGGAGAUGGGGCAGCAAGGAUGUGUCAACCAAGAUUGUCAUAUCUCAUGAUUUCCCUUCAGGAUUUAGAGUUUCAACUUCAGACCAUAAAUUGCUUGCAGUGUCAGGGAGUUUCGUCUUCAGCCAGCAGCAGCAUGGCUCAUGUGCUUUGCGUUACAACUUGGACGUGGAGCACGAGGUGACCUUGCCUCUCAACGAGUCUGCAGUUGCAGCGGCCCUGAAGCGAUCGUGUACGGAGAUAGCGCAGAGGAGAACUAAGACUCAACAACCAGACGCCGAGCUCCAAGUCCAGCCUUCCGUCGAAGGAUCGCGUUCUCCAUCCAAACCAUCACCACCGAAGAGCACGAAGCAUGGCGCGCACCAUGACUCAGAGGCCAUGUCCGUCUCAAGAUCUAUGACUGUACAUGCACCAUCCACGAUAUGUUUUCAGAUUGCUUCUGAUGUACACAGCUAUCCUGAGUGGGUUCCUGCAGUCAAGAACGUCAAGGUUCUAUCAACCCUGGACGAGGGCAAGGCGUCUCAAGCCGAGCUCACUUUCUCGGCUCUUGGAUACAGCCUGUCGUACAUGGUGGACUACGAUUUAGGGGUCUGUAGCAACUCGCCGCACGCGUUCAGCUGGGACUCAUUUGGGAACGGCCCGGGAUCAAUCGAGGGCUCGUAUGGCUUCGAGAGCCUGGGAGAGAACACGACGAAGAUACACUACAAGCUGACCAUUGACCCCGGGAUGAAGGUACCGCACUUUAUCAAGAGCACAUUGAUGAAUACGAUUGCACACUCAGCCCUCCAGGUGGAUAUCUAG